AUGCAUCCUCUCAGUGCUUUGUUACUGGUUAUCUGUACCGUUUUCCUGCUUCAAGGUUGUCCACCACAGCCAGGAUCGAGAGGACCGGAUGGAAAAGAUGGAGAUAAAGGACUGCCAGGACCUCAAGGACUGCCAGGACCUCAAGGAGUGGUAGGAAAUGCUGGAAACCGAGGACCUCCAGGACCAAAGGGUAUUCCUGGGCAUCGUGGAGUGCAAGGACCUCAAGGUGAAAAAGGAGAGAAAGGAAUGAAAGGGCCACCAGGAGGAGCGGGAGGAAGAUAG
Messenger RNA from Cercopithifilaria johnstoni, 282 nucleotides. The record is from the annotation of a GenBank genome assembly. NCBI's taxonomy places the organism in Eukaryota, Metazoa, Nematoda, Chromadorea, Rhabditida, Onchocercidae.